UGCAUUGGACCAUUGGUUUUCUUGAGUUGACGUUGACGUCUUGACGUCACGAAGUUAGUCAUAAACUCAUAAGUCAGUCUGUCGCAACGUAAAUACAUUCGUGUCGUAAACAUUGUUUGAGAAAAUAAUAUUAUAUUAGAGCCGUGGUGUUAAUACCAAUUACCAAAGUGUGUUAUUUUAAAACAGUGCAUUUAAAAUUUCAAAAUGCCUUGCGUGGUGAUUUUCGGAAAACAUUUUGCCACGGACCUGGAUUGCACGGAUGUGUUAUCGUUGAAACGUGAGAUUUCACAAAAACAUGGUGUUCCAGUAGAAGACUUGUUGGCAACGCUCAAUGGGAGGCUCGUGUCUGAUGAUUACGACAUCAGGACAUCCAACAAUGUGGUCCGGUUGUCUACUAAACUUGUUGGAGGGAAAGGUGGGUUCGGAUCUAUGUUACGUGCUAUUGGUGCACAAAUAGAGAAGACCACGAACCGUGAAGCUUGUAGAGAUCUCUCCGGGCGUCGCUUGCGUGACAUUAACGAAGAAAAAAGGCUAAGAAAGUGGCUGGAAGGCCAGGAAGAGAGGGAAAAAGAAGCUGCUGAACGAAAACAGAAAAAGCUUGAAAGACUUGUGGCAGAACCAAAAAUUGAAGUGAACUUAAACCCUACUUACGAGAAGGAGCGUCAAGACCUCCCAGAGCGUGUGAGCUCUGCAGUGGAGGCUGGGUGGCAGGCAGCAGGCUCCUCAAAUACUUUGAAAAGGAAGUCUAACAGUGACAAGGCCAAACCAAAGAAAGCCAAGCUUUGGAUUGAUGCAGAGUUGUCUGACUGCUCAUCUCUGAGUGAGGAUGAGGAGGAGGAAGAGAAAACUUCAAGUCCUGGUCAGCAAGUGUCCACAGACAGUGGCAAUGAGUCUGACAAGGCAUCCACAAGUAGUAAAUAACAGAAAAUGUGUGUAAAUGACUGUGCCUGUGUAAUCUGUGGCAAUGGUCAACAGUGCAUUUAAUUUUACAUGAAAAUGUGUCUUUUUUUGUGGGAAAUUAUUUAUACUGUAAAUGAUAUCUUAGUUUAGUGCAUUUCCUACUUGCAACAUGUUUUAAAUUGCAGGUUAUGAUUUUAAAUUAUCUAUAUUAUAUAGAUUAGAAUCAGGCGAUACUUUGCAUAAAUCCAUGCUACACAAAUAAUGGCCUACAUGCAUAUUACCUUUUGCAGCAUGCAGUAUGCAGCACUAUUCUAUCACCUGCAAAUAAGUGCUCAUAGAGAAGAUAAUUGACAUAAAACACACUUACUUGCCCCCGCACUUGCCGCAGAGUCAACAUUUCCUGAGAAUGUGAAACAAAGUAUGUUGAGUGUGGUUCGAGUGGUUUGUUGCAAGCCAUGUGUUGUGUCACAUCUCUGCUGUAUGAGCAUUUAUUUGCAGGCGGGAAGACACUGCUGCAUACUGCGUGCUGCGAAUUCAUUCCUACUGAGGAAUCAAAACUAAAUAUUUACUCAGGUGGAAUUAUAUAAGAACCUGUGUAAAAUAUUUGUAAUGUUCAGUCUUUUAAAUAUAAAGUUCAAUUUACAUUGUAAUACUGUUUGAUAUUUUUCGUAAUUAUUAAGCUGUCUCUUACUUUUGUAACAAAAUGGAAUUGAUGGAAUCAUAACCAUUUUUUGAACCUAAAUUAGUGUUGUAUAGUAGAAUAUUGUAAUAUUACAACUUAAAAGUGUUAAUUAAGUCGGUUUUGUUAUUUUAUUUACUUCAUGUAAAUUCUUAAGAUAAAGAUACAUAAUUUGAUUUGCAAAACUAUGUACAUAUUAUUUUUUUUUUGUAAAUAUAUUAUUA
This is a messenger RNA of Spodoptera litura, 1803 nucleotides long. Its product is annotated as splicing regulator SDE2. The record is from RefSeq and is a predicted model, not a curated record. Lineage: Eukaryota; Metazoa; Arthropoda; Insecta; Lepidoptera; Noctuidae. Gene Ontology annotation, cellular component: nucleus.